Messenger RNA from Punctularia strigosozonata HHB-11173 SS5, 531 nucleotides. RefSeq lists its product as uncharacterized. NCBI's taxonomy places the organism in Eukaryota, Fungi, Basidiomycota, Agaricomycetes, Corticiales, Punctulariaceae. The record is from RefSeq and is a predicted model, not a curated record. The coding region runs from base 1 to 531 and encodes 176 amino acids. The transcript is spliced from 3 exons.
AUGGAUAAAUGGGCUGCCACCAACUUCUGCAAGUGUGAGUACACUCCCCUGAGUGCCGAGUUGAACACCGCAAAUAAGACGAUCGCAGGCAUAUGCUUCGGCUCCAAUUAUACCAUUCUCAAACUUGAUAUACCGGACGACCCGUCAAAACCAUGUCUAUCUUGCAACAAGCAGUGGUGCUUGAACCAGAAUCUCCCCAUAUGCGUCAACGCGACGCUAGGUGACACCAACCCAGACACUGGGACGGGAAAGGAAGGGGAUGUCGAGGCCAGAUGCUUCCAGCGGGACUCGCCUCGAGAUCAACUCGUGGUCACGCUCUACCUGCUAACCGUCUUUGGGCUCCUUCUCGGUGCGGGAAUAAAAGGCAAAAUGAUCAAAGCAGGCCUGGACACGAGCAUGCCUCUCAAGUGGUGGGAAGCGUGGCUUCCGUGGAGACAAGCUCGGGGCACAGCAGUUGGAUUGGGCGAUCGGCGGUAUAGCAGGUCUCGGGAGCGGAGUGACUACAUCGCGCUACACACCAACGAGGGUUGA